Messenger RNA from Colletotrichum truncatum, 1569 nucleotides. Its product is annotated as protein kinase byr1. Gene Ontology annotation, biological process: protein phosphorylation. Gene Ontology annotation, molecular function: ATP binding; protein kinase activity. The record is from RefSeq and is a predicted model, not a curated record. Lineage: Eukaryota; Fungi; Ascomycota; Sordariomycetes; Glomerellales; Glomerellaceae.
AUGGCCGACCCUUUUGCGCCCCGGUCUAUGAAGCGCAAGAACGUCAAGGGCCUCGCAUUGACGCCCGCUGCCCCGAAGCCCCCGCCGACCGCCGAAACCAGCAGACAUGGCUUCGAUCCUCGCGAUAAGGACAGUGGUGAGCAGUCAGCACAGUUGGAGAUUGGGAUCGAGUACAAGUUAGACUUGCGACCAGAGGACUUAGAGAUCCUAAAGGAGCUUGGAUCCGGAAAUGGAGGCACUGUCAGUAAGGUCAGACACGUUCUGACGGGAACUGUUAUGGCUCGCAAGGUUAUACACGUGGAAGCAAAGAAGGAGAUGCGCAAGCGCAUUGUCCGCGAACUGCAAAUCAUGCACGGUUGCUCGUCUGAGUAUAUCGUUAAUUUCUACGGCGCUUUCUUGAACCCCCACAACGAUGUCAUCAUGUGCAUGGAGUACAUGGACGUUGGUGCUCUGGACCGUGUAUCCAAAGUUUUUGGACCGGUUCGAGUCGACGUGUUGGGCAAGAUUGCUGUGGCCACUCUGGGCGGCUUAACAUACCUCUACUCGAAGCAUCACAUCAUGCAUCGAGACAUUAAGCCAUCUAACAUUUUGGUCAAUUCCAGAGGAAGCAUCAAGCUGUGCGAUUUUGGCGUGUCCGGAGAACUCAUCAACUCUGUCGCAGAUACAUUUGUGGGAACCUCAACUUACAUGGCUCCCGAGCGAAUUCAGGGCGAGAAGUAUACUGUUAAGUCAGAUGUUUGGAGUUUUGGUCUGAGCAUUAUGGAGUUGGCCAUCGGCAAAUUUCCAUUUAAUGCGAGCGAGCAGCUUUCCGACGGCGAGUGCGCACCCGCUGGUAUUUUGGAUCUGUUGCAGCAGAUCGUACACGAACCUGCCCCUAAGUUGCCGAAGAGUGAUGCCUUCCCUUCCAUUUUGGAAGAUAUGAUCCAGAAAUGCCUAUACAAGAACCCUGAUGAGCGGCCGACACCUCAGGAGCUUUUUGACCGAGACCCGUUCGUUCAGGCUGCCAAGAGAACACCUGUAGACUUGAGAGAGUGGGCUGUUGGUUUGAUGGAGAGAGAUAACCGAAAGUCUCACCUUGCACCUCAGCUGUCUCCUGCAACCCGCGACCUUCUGAAUUCUAGCGACUCCCCGACAUACCAGGGUGGAUCUGCGAACGACCGCUCACUAGAUACACCUACGUCAGGGGAAAUUCCCAUUGGAGGAGCUGGCAUCAUUUCACCUCGAGAACCGGCCACCCACUCGAACCGUUCUCCCACUAGAAACGGUAUCAACAACAUUAGCGGUCGACAGCCGGCUGCUGGUCACCCUGGCAUGGGGCAGAGAAUUGUUACAACCAACUCGAUCCCUAAGUCUGGCGAAUAUCCAAACAGCGCUGGGCCCGUAAGUGCCAAUGCUGCUUCUUUCAGCCUGCCUGUCCGCCCGGCUCCUGGCGGCCCUUUGCCGCCAGCUCCACCUAGGAAGGGCACUCCGGACGAGGCAAGAAGAGAGAACAGGAGGCAAGCAACUUUCGGCAUGCCUCCUGCACCUAGAAGCUAUGCGAGUGAUGUCUAUAAUGGCACUUCCAAUUAG